AAUAAUACUUUGGGACAAUUUAUUUUUCUCACCCUUUUUUUCUCAUUUAUUUAUUCAAAUUAUAAAAUAGUGCUCUGCUAUUUUCAAAGCAAAACCUCCCGCCUCCACUCCGCCGGACUGCCACCUCCGCCGUGUCUUCCGCCACCAAUUUCAAGAACUUAUUGGGAACACUUAUUCCUUAUAUCAACCUCUUUUAAUCAGUCAAUCAACUAUAGCUCAAUUCAGAACUAGUCAGGUAUGUGGUGUUGGACUUAUUAAGCUUGAUGUAGUUAUACCAUUUUAUGGCAAUACUCCUCUUUUAUCCGGGUGUUGAUUAGCUACACAUACAGGUCCCUAUUAGACUGCCAAAUUGUUACAUGGUGAUGUGAAAAUGUCCUUACAACUCUAUCUGAAGUCUGAACUAAUAUGUGUGUUUGAUCACAGCAGUUGGAAAAAAUAUAAUUUAUGUUUCUUAUGUAGGGGUAAGGUAUGCGUAUACUCUAUCCUCCCCAGCCUCAUUUUGUGGGACUACAAUGGAAUGGCUGCUGCCAAUGGCUCAAGUGACUUGUCUUCAGAGAUGGAGGUGGAUGCAUUUAGACGUCUUUUUCCUUUGCGCUAUCAUGAACAUCAUCUUCUUAAAUCUGUCCGACCUGAUGCCCGAAAGCUUGGAAGUGCUAGAGAUACAACACUUGCUCUUGGUGCUGUUGCAUCUGCUGAUGGAUCCGCACUGGCAAAGAUUGGCUCCACUACGAUGCUGGCUGCCAUCAAAAUGGAAGUCAUGACACCAACAGUGGAAUGUCCAGAUGAGGGAUCCAUGGCUAUCGAAUUCCACAUGCCUCCUAUUUGUUCUCCCCUGGUUCGGCCUGGUAGGCCUGCGGAGUCGGCAUCUGUAAUUUCAAAGCAGCUGUCAGACACUAUCUUGAGUUCUGGCAUGAUUGACUUAAAAGAGUUGUGCUUGGUUGGAGGAAAAGCUGCUUGGAUGGCCUACCUGGAUAUAUACUGUUUGGAUGCUGACGGUGCCCUGUUUGAUACUGCAUUACUAUCUGCAGUUGCUGCCUUUUCGCAUUUGAACAUUCCAGUGGUGUCUUUGAAUGAUGAUGGGCGAAUAGUCCUUGUUUCUGAGGACACUGUCCGAUUGAAAUUGGAGAAGGAACCUGUGAAUACAGAGAAAAGAAAACUCAAAAUGAACUCUCUACCAUUCUCCUUAACAUGCAUACUUCACAAGAACUACAUCCUCGCAGAUCCUACAGCAGAGGAAGAAUCUAUAAUGGAAACAAUUGUAACCGUGGUAUUGGAUUCGUCUUACCAGCUUGUUUCACUUAAUAAACCAGGUGGACCAGUACUUUCCCAUACAUCAGUUAUCCAGGAUUGCGUUGCACUGGCAAGACGCAGAGUGAAGGAGCUUCAGAGUGUCUUGAAUGAAGCUAUUUCUGAUAUGGAGGUAGACUGAAGGAGAUUUCCCUUGCACCCCAUAGCAUUCAACAGGCACCUAAUUUUGUCUUUUGGAUUAUCUGAACUUACUGAAAAAUGUAUAUGGCUGCAAGUUCAAUUUUGGUUAGCCAUUUCUCAGUUGGAAAUGCAUACCAUUUCUAUAACAUGAUAGCUUCUCUUUUAAAAAAAUCAAGUUGGCCUCAACCUCAUCUUGCUAUUCUAUUGUCGUUAUUUUCUUGUUUGUCUUGUCUUCAUUGCACUUCUUUUGAGCCAAACGUCUAUCAGAAACAACCUCACCCUUUCCAGAUCCCACUUAUGGAAUUAUUUGGGAUGUAUUAUUAUUGUAGGUUGGCCUCAAGUGUGAUGACUAUACUAUUCAUUCCAGCUGA
Solanum pennellii is the source of this 1799-nucleotide messenger RNA. RefSeq names its product exosome complex component RRP43-like. Lineage: Eukaryota; Viridiplantae; Streptophyta; Magnoliopsida; Solanales; Solanaceae. The transcript is spliced from 10 exons. The record is from RefSeq and is a predicted model, not a curated record. Gene Ontology annotation, biological process: exonucleolytic trimming to generate mature 3'-end of 5.8S rRNA from tricistronic rRNA transcript (SSU-rRNA, 5.8S rRNA, LSU-rRNA); nuclear polyadenylation-dependent rRNA catabolic process; U1 snRNA 3'-end processing. Gene Ontology annotation, cellular component: cytoplasmic exosome (RNase complex); nuclear exosome (RNase complex). Bases 371 to 1429 code for a protein of 352 amino acids.